Molecule: messenger RNA, 4510 nt
Organism: Parasteatoda tepidariorum (common house spider)
Lineage: Eukaryota; Metazoa; Arthropoda; Arachnida; Araneae; Theridiidae
Source: RefSeq, a predicted model, not a curated record
UGAUUUCGGAUGCCACCAUUCUACCUUUCGUUACAUCAGCAUCAUCAACAAAAACAUGCGUAUUUGUUUUGGUACGGUUUCGUUACCGUAUUCUUAAAUUAUUUAUUUCAAUUGUACUACUUUCACUUUAGAAGUAUUCAAACGUUUUGGUAAAAUCUGAAGAUGGUUAAGGAACAGUUUAGAGAGUCUGAUCUCUCUAUGAAAAUAAGCAAAAUUUGCUUUGGAUUACAAAGUCCUGCAGACAUUAGACAACAGUCACAUAUUAAUUGUGUCAAUAGAUAUCUCUAUGAAGAAAGAACACAUAAAGCCAUUCCUUAUGGUGUCUUGGAUCCUAAAAUGGGAACAAGUAGAAAGGGCAUUAAUUGUGAGACUUGUGGAAAGCCAGUGAGUGACUGUAUAGGGCAUUUUGGUUACAUAGAUUUGAACCUACCUGUUUUUCAUCCUGGCUUUAUUCCUUUCAUUCGAGCAAUUCUUCAGAUGAUAUGCAAGAAAUGUGCACACAUUCUUUUGAAUGAGCAGGAGAGAGAGAAGUAUGUCCAAAUUCUUAAAAAACCUAACAUGGAUUACGAUAGACGGAAGUCUUUAAGAAAAGAAAUCCUGGAGAAGUGCAUGAAGAAAAGUGUCUGCCCAUAUUGCAAUGAAGUAAAUGGUCAAGUGAAAAAAGUUGGUUGUGUUAAGAUUGUACACAUCAGGCACAAAAAAGAGAAGAAAAAUGCUGCUUUUUCCUUAGAACUGUUAGAGACAUAUCAAGAGUCCUUGAAAUACAAUAAAGAAUUAGAGCAGCUGAAAAACAAGUUGUAUGAGAAAGACUUAAACCCUACUGAAGUUCUUAAAUUGUUUGAAAGAAUUGUUGAUGAGGAUAUUCCCCUGCUUUCAAUGAAAUCAUCUUCUGGACGUCCGGAGCAUUUAUUGUUUUCCAAACUACCUGUUCCUCCUCUCUGUAUUCGACCAUCUGUCAUAUCCGAAUUGAAAUCUGGGACAAAUGAAGAUGACAUGACUACUAAACUAGCAAAUAUAAUACAAAUAAAUAAUGAACUUGGUGUAGAAAAUACUCCUUUCAAGAUACGAAUGCAACGUUGGGAUAGUUUACAAAAGUGUGUUGCUCUUCAUAUCAACAGUGAGUUGUCUGGCGUAACUUUAGAUCCAGAGAUUCUAAAGAAAAGUGCUGGAAGAGGCAUAAUUCAAAGAUUAAAAGGUAAACAUGGUCGAUUUCGAGGUAACCUAUCUGGGAAGCGUGUUGAAUUUACUGGAAGAACUGUGAUAUCACCUGAUCCAAAUUUACCUAUUGACAAUGUUGGUAUUCCUGUUCACGUAGCAAAAUCUUUAACUUUUCCUGAGAUGGUGACUUCACAUAAUAAGAAACAGUUGAAAAUUCUUAUAAUGAAUGGGGGUCGCAAACAUCCUGGAGCUAAUUUUUAUAUUGAUAGGGAUACAAAAAUGAAAAGUGAUUUAAACUAUGCCAAUAGGCGAAGAAUUGCUGACAACAUAAAGUGUGGGGACAUUGUUGAACGGCAUAUGCUUGAUGGAGAUAUUGUGUUAUUUAAUCGGCAGCCAUCUCUGCAUAAACUCAGCAUUAUGGCGCACAAAGCCAAAAUUGUGCCAACAAGAACUUUUCGUUUUAAUGAAUGUGUCUGUACUCCCUACAAUGCUGAUUUUGAUGGAGAUGAAAUGAAUAUUCAUUUACCUCAAACUCUUGAAGCAAGAGCUGAAGCUCUCAUUUUAAUGGGGGUUACAAACAAUUUGGUAACUCCACGAAAUGGUGAUCCUUUAGUUGCUGCCAUACAGGAUUUCAUUACAGGUGCAUAUUUAUUAACGCAUAAAGAUACAUUUCUUACAAAGUCAGAAGCGCAACAAAUCAUUACUAGUGUACUCUCAAAUGAAGAUCUGCUCAUGAAAAUUGACUUACCACCUCCAGCAUUAAUAAAGCCCUACACAUUGUGGACUGGUAAACAAAUAUUCAGCUUGAUUCUGAAGCCAAAUAAAACUUGCAAAAUACUUAUAAAUCUUCGAAAGGCUGGAAAAGGAAAAUCAACUUCUGCUUAUACUGCUCUAGAAGAAAUGUGCAUCAAUGAUACAUUUGUCAAUAUCAGAAAUAGUGAGUUGCUGUCUGGUACAAUGACAAAACAAACCUUAGGUUCUGGAUCAAAGACUACUAUAUUUUACAUUCUGUUGAGAGAUUAUGGACCUAGCUAUGCAGCGAAUGCUAUGUUGAAACUGGCACGUCUUUCAUCUUACUAUCUUGCCAACCGAGGUUUUUCAAUUGGAAUCGGCGAUGUUACUCCUGGUAUUGGACUGUUGAAAGGAAAGGGUGAAUUAGUACAAGAAGGUUAUGCUAAAUGUGAAGAGUAUAUUCAGAGUUUAAAAAAAGGAGCCCUGGAUCAUUUACCUGGAUGUAGUGAAGAGGAAACUUUAGAGAAUAAAAUUAUGGCUGAAUUAUCUGCUAUAAGAGAGCGAGCUUUCCAGAUUUGUCUUAAAGAACUUCAUAAAACCAAUAGUCCUUUAAUAAUGGCUCAAUGUGGAUCUAAAGGAUCCAACAUCAAUAUCAGUCAGAUGGUAGCUUGUGUAGGCCAGCAAUCUAUCAGUGGUCAUAGAGUUCAUGAUGGAUUUGAUAAAAGAUCUUUGCCUCACUUUGAGCGAGGAAGUAAAACUGCUGAAGCAAAAGGAUUUGUUCAGAAUAGUUUUUAUACUGGCAUGACCCCUACAGAAUUCAUAUUCCAUACAAUGGCUGGAAGAGAAGGUCUUGUUGAUACAGCAGUUAAAACCGCUGAAACUGGAUAUAUGCAAAGACGACUCAUCAAAGCCUUAGAAGAUUUGUGCUUGCACUACGACAUGAGUGUUCGUAAUUCUGUGGGAGAAGUUGUGCAGUUUGUUUAUGGAGAUGAUGGAUUGGAUCCUGCAUGUAUGGAAGGCAUUAAUAAAUUUGAAACUUCUCUGAAAAAGGGAGGAGAUAGUUAUUGCAUGAAAAAGAAUGAAGACCCGCCUGAUUCUCCAAUUAUAUUUGAAAGAGCUUUCUAUCACAUUACAGCAAAAUAUCCAUACAAAGAGGAACUUCCUUUGGAUGAUGAAACUUUGAUUUCUUUAAGUGAUCAAUUAAUACAAGAAGAAUUAAAUGAAACUAGUGAACCAUAUCAAUUGCAAAUGAGGCAUUUCUUUAUUGAUCAAGCUAACCGUAUCAAAAAAUCCAGGCUGCAGUAUAAAACUAAACCUGGUCGAAAUAUUCCUUCAGUUUUGUACCAGCUUGAAAGAAUAACGGAGUCUCAACUGAAAAAGUUUAUUGAGUUUUGCAAAGAAAAAUAUAUGAAGUCUUUAAUUCAUCCAGGUGGAGCUGUUGGAGCUGUAUGUGCUCAAAGCAUUGGAGAACCUGCGACUCAAAUGACUUUGAAAACUUUCCAUUUUGCUGGUGUUGCUUCUAUGAAUAUCACUCAGGGUGUACCACGUAUUGGAGAAAUUAUCAAUGCCACCAAGGUUAUAAGUACCCCCGUUAUAACAGCAUUAUUAGACGAAAAUGAUGACUUGGAAUCUGCCAGGCGAGUCAAAGGAAGAAUUGAAAAAACAACUUUAGGUGAUGUGUCUAAUUAUUUGGAAGAAGUAUUUUUACCUGAUAGCUGCUUCAUAUUGAUUAGAUUAAACUUAGAAAGGAUUCGCUUGCUUCAGCUCGAAGUAACUGCUGAUACUAUAGAACAUUCCAUCCUUACAUCGAAUAUUCCAGAAAUCAGAGGAAUAAAGCCACCUAAUAUAACGGUUCAUUCUAAUGAUGUGAUUUUAGUGAGGCCUUUUGAUAGCAAAAGAGGCAGUCAUUACUACAUCAUGCAAGUGCUCAAAAAUAAAUUGCCUUCAGUUGUUAUUCGGGGAUUUAAAUCUGUUUCCCGAGCAUUAAUACAUUUAGAGGGAGAUAAAUAUAACCUACAAAUUGAAGGUGAUGGCCUGGGCGAAGUGAUGGCUACUCAGGGCGUCCAGUGGAAGUCAACAACUUCAAAUAAUAUUAUUGAAGUAAAGAAAUAUCUUGGCAUUGAAGCUGCAAAAUCAACUAUCAUCAGUGAAAUUCAGACAACUAUGAAGCAUCAUUCCAUUGAUGUAGAUAGAAGACAUUUAACUUUACUAGCUGAUCUCAUGACAUUUAAGGGUGAUGUACAUGGAAUUACUCGUUAUGGUCUAGCAAAAAUGAAGGAAAGUGCUCUUAUGCUUGCCUCAUUUGAAAAGACUGCUGAUCAUUUAUUUGAUGCUGCCUAUUUCGGCCAGGAAGAUUCUAUUGUUGGAGUGAGUGAAAGUAUUAUUUUAGGAAUACCCAUGACUCUAGGAACUGGUUUCUUCAAACUCCUUCAUAAAUCCUCCAUUGCACCUUUACCACCGAAGAAAAAAUUGCUGUUUGACAAUCCUGAAUUUCAUCUUCCAGAAUAUGUUUCUACAUGAAGUUGAAAUCUGCUAUUUAGAGAACAGUUAUAUUUAUAUAAACUGGAUUGUAUAAUAUCUGUAAAAAGUUUUGUAAAAAAUAAACGAAACAAGAAGAGAA